Messenger RNA from Pseudophryne corroboree (corroboree frog), 3997 nucleotides. RefSeq names its product tripartite motif containing 24 (gene TRIM24). Lineage: Eukaryota; Metazoa; Chordata; Amphibia; Anura; Myobatrachidae. Gene Ontology annotation, cellular component: chromatin. Gene Ontology annotation, molecular function: protein binding; zinc ion binding. The record is from RefSeq and is a predicted model, not a curated record. The transcript is spliced from 19 exons. The coding region runs from base 197 to 3313 and encodes 1038 amino acids.
CUGUGCGCGCCCAGACCGUCUCCUCGCGACCACCGCCGCCCCCCCAGACAGAGCCGGGCCGCCAGUGGUUGGGCCCGCUAGGAGGCGGGGCCCGCCCGGGCGCUCAGUCUGCGUCCGGCUCCCGAGCCUGUCGGAUGACCGGAGGGAGCUGCGGAUGUGAGGCCGCCAGAGCGGUGACACGCCGAGGAUCUUGACCAUGGAGGGGGCCGCACAGGACCGGGAGGCUCCGGCCCGCUCUCAGCCCCAGCCCCCGCUCUCCUCGUCCAGCGCGGAGAACGAGGCGGAGAGCCGGCCGGGCCCCGAGGAGAGGAGCGGGGAGAGGGCCGCACUCAACCUGCUGGAGACGUGCGGAGUGUGCCGCCUGAACAUCCAGAGCCGGAGCCCCCGCCUGCUGCCCUGCCUGCACUCCCUGUGCCAGCGCUGCCUGCCCGUCCCGAUCCGUUACCUCAGCAUGCCGGCGGCCGGGCCUCCGCCCCCCGCCACAGCCGCCGCCGCCACCGGGAGCACCGUGCAGGUGGGGAUCAUCCGGUGCCCGGUCUGCAGCCAGGAGUGUGCGGAGAGAGACAUCAUCGAGAACUACUUUGUGCGUGACACCACAGAAGUCCCCAGCAGCACCGUAGAGAAGCCCAGUCAGCAAGCUUGCACAAGCUGUGAGGACAACGCGGAGGCGCGGGGCUUCUGUGUGGAGUGUGUGGAAUGGCUGUGCAAGAACUGCGUGCAGGCGCACCAGAGGGUGAAGUUUACCAAGGACCACACAGUGCGGCAGAAGGAGGAGGUGCCACCAGCAGUCGGAGCGAACAGCCAGCGUCCCGUCUUCUGUCCGUUCCACAAGAAAGAGCAACUGAAACUUUACUGUGAAACCUGCGACAAACUCACCUGCAGGGAUUGCCAGCUGCAGGAACAUAAAGAGCACAGGUACCAGUUUAUUGAAGAAGCCUUUCAGAGUCAGAAGGUCAUCAUCGAUACCCUCAUAUCAAAAUUAAUGGAAAAGAACAAAUACAUCAAAUUUACAGGAGACCAAAUUCAAAACAGAAUUCUCGAAGUUAACCAGAACCAAAAGCAGGUGGAGCAAGACAUCAAAGUUGCCAUUUUUACUCUGAUGGUGGAGAUAAAUAAGAAAGGGAAAGCCAUGUUGCACCAGCUGGAGGCUCUUGCCAGGGAUCGGCGGAUGAAACUCCUGAAGCAGCAAAGUGAGGUUGACGGCUUCUCCAAGCAGCUGGAGCACGUGGUGUAUUUCUCCAAGUGGGCGGUCUCCAGCGGCAGCAGCACCGCGUUACUGUACAGCAAACGCCUGAUAACUUAUCGCCUCCGGCACCUGCUGCGCGCUCGCUGGGAUGUCGCGCCCGUAACCAACAACGUCCAGUUUCUCUGUGAUGCAAAUUCCUGGGCCCAGAAUAUAUUCAACCUAGGUUCUCUGGUGAUUGAAGAGGGGGACCCUGCUCAGCAAACGACUCCUGUGGAGGUUCAGAAUUCUCAGGGGAACCCACCCGGCAAUCAGCUGCCCAAGUUCCCCUCCCAGAUCAGCCUAGCUCAGCUCCGCAUCCAGCACAUGCACCAGCAGCUCCUCGCCCAGCGGCAGCAGGCACAGCAGCGACCAAAUGCCAAUGUACCCCCACAGCCCAUGGGCAUGAAUAACCCUAGAGUCCAAGGGCCACUGCAGCACCCACCUCAAGUUGGCAAUCAGCAAGCCCAGCGAUUCGUGAAUGUUCAGACCAUGAACCCGAGAGCCAACGGUAUGUUGGUGGCCGGCCAGCCGAUGCGGUACCCGCACAACGCGCAGUCUGCGGCGGAACUUCAUAUGCAGAACGUGCCCAGGAGACCCAUGGGGCCCAGUCCUGUCCGUGUGGCAUACAUGGCACAGCAUGCCAUGAAACAGUGGCAAGGCACAGGAAACCAAUCCCUGGCCCAUACGGCUGCCAGCGCCACUGCCACUCCGUCCAGUCCCACCAUUACUAGCGUGGCAGGCAGUGAUGGAAAAGGUCUGUCUUCUCCCGUUAUUGACCUGGUAUCAUCAGCAGCCAACUCCUUCAACCUCCCACCCCUGCCUGAUAUCGAUAGCACUGAUCACGCGAUGAUGGACAAGAUGAUGCGGAAAGACAGCAUGAUGGAGAAUCACCACCAGCAGCAGCAGCAGAGGAUAAUGUCCCACCGAACCGUUCAGUCUCCCAAUUCCUCUGUGCCGUCUCCACUAGGAUCCAUGGCUGGUGUUCAUCAUCCCAUCCGUACCUCAAGCGCAUCCAGCGUCGGCAGCCGGGAAAGUUCAGGAUCUUCCAGCAAGCCCAGCGGAGGCGCGGACUCCACGCACAAAGUACCGGUUGUCAGAUUGGAGCCCAUCCGGAUUAAACCAGAGAAUAGCUCAGAGAGCGAGACGUUUGAAUAUCCGGUUGUGGUUGUAAAGCAAGGCAACCGGCGCACACAGCCGCAGCAGCAGCGACCGCGCAACUCCGAUUACCCAGGAAGCAUUUUAACGUCCAUGCUGCUGGAUCGGAACGGCAACCGCAGACUGGACGCCGCACCACGAAGGGACACUCCGGACAGCACCGGUGACCGUCAUGUCAUGCAGGAUGGGUCAUACCCAGGGUCAAUUAACUGGACCUCCCAGGGCCAUGUAAAAGAGAGCGGUGGCGGGAAAGAGGACGACCCCAACGAAGACUGGUGCGCGGUGUGUCAGAACGGCGGAGAGCUGCUCUGCUGCGAGAAGUGUCCUAAAGUUUUCCAUCUCUCCUGCCAUGUGCCUACACUGAUGAGCUUCCCCAGUGGUGAGUGGAUCUGCACCUUCUGUCGAGAUCUUUCCAAGCCAGAAGUGGAAUAUGACUGUGACGACCCAUCUGUGGCAGAGAAGAGGAAGCUUGGCGGUACCACCAUGAUGACGCCCCUGGAUCAGAGAAAGUGUGAGAGACUUCUAUUGCAUCUCUUCUGUAAUGAGAUGAGCCUGGCCUUCCAAGAACCUGUCCCGCUUACUGUUCCUGACUAUUACCGAAUAAUAAAAAGGCCCAUGGACUUGUCACACAUAAAGAGAAAGCUCCAGCUGAACGGAUCUCCGCACUACACGCGGCCGGAAGAAUUUGUCAGCGAUAUCCGGCUGAUCUUCAGGAACUGUUCUGAGUUCAACGAGCCGGACUCGGAAGUGGCGAAUGCUGGUAUCAAACUGGAGGCUUACUUUGAAGAGCUGCUCCUCAACAUCUACCGCGAAAAUAAAUUCCCCAAAUAUACAUAUAAAGAUGAAUUUGGAGUGAGCGAGGACUCUGAGGAUGAGUUUGUGGCACCACAAAAAAAACGCGUCAAAACGGACGAUCGCGUGCAUUUCAAAUGAGCUGGUUUACAGCGAACCCCGGUGUACAUAGAACGCGUUUAGUUGUUGGACAAGCUUUCUUUGGAAUGGUUGCGAGCCUGAGACUCGUUGCGCUCCCAGGAUACAGCUUAAACAUGGUGCAUUACCGGAACGUUGGGCUACAAACUGGAGCUUCUGUUUUGGUCGCCAGUCUACAAGUUAUGUUUGCGCCUUGUAUCAAUGAACGCGGUGUGAAUUGCCACGCCUCGGGAUUCUCAUACGGACGGCUCGACUUAUUGUAGGACCCUCUACUAAUUCUCUUCCUGCCUCAGUGUCUCUUUUCCACUUGUCCUAGUGGUGGUGAGACGGAACCCAGUCUCCCGACAGCUGUAAACCUAUUUCAAGGUUAUUCUAGAUGAUUUUUUGAUUCUCUAUUGGAUUUGGUCUCUUCCGACAUCAACUGGGCCCUUGCAGCAUCUCCUGUACCAUGCAGUGUGGCGAGACCAUCUGUUCAUUCACAGUAGCGGCUUCAGCACCCAUCCUGCACUGUACUAAACCGCUUUGUAUUCCCGUCACCUCCCCCCAGUUUUCUGCUGAAGAUGGAUCCACCGUGUAUUCACAUCUGGAAAUCUCCAAGUUUCCACUGCUAGGUUUAUUUUGCCUAAUGUUCUAAUUUUAAAAACUCUAUACAUUUUCUGUUAAAAUAUUAAUUUAUCAAUUUAUCGA